Molecule: messenger RNA, 1476 nt
Organism: Zygosaccharomyces rouxii
Lineage: Eukaryota; Fungi; Ascomycota; Saccharomycetes; Saccharomycetales; Saccharomycetaceae
Gene: DIT2
Product: putative cytochrome P450
Exons: 1
Coding region: 1-1476 (491 amino acids)
Molecular function (GO): oxidoreductase activity, acting on paired donors, with incorporation or reduction of molecular oxygen; monooxygenase activity; heme binding
Source: RefSeq, a predicted model, not a curated record
AUGAAUUUUGAAUCAAUUUUAUUAGCUAUACCAUUGAUAAUAGUGGGGUACGUCGGUUACAGGGUUGUAUUCCCACCGUGGAAUUUUCCGAAGAAUAUCCCCACUAUACCAUUUUAUGUCAUUUUCCUCCCAUCAAUUCUCAAUAUCGACCAAACUGAGCUGUACCAUUUGUAUCUCAAGGAGCCAUUAGAGAAGUAUGGAGCUGCUAAGCUGUUUUUUGGUUCACGUUGGAAUAUAAUUGUAACUAAACCACAGAUGUUGGCUCAAGUGUUUAAAGAUGAAGAUGUAUUUGCAAAGAGCGGGAAUCAGAAGAAAAUUCCACAUAGCGUGAUCGCAGCCUAUACGGGAGAUAACGUCAUUAGCGCUCAUGGGCAGGUUUGGAAACUUUAUCGAUCAAUUGUAACCAACGGAUUACAACAUUUUGACGAAAGUCCAAUUUUCAGAAAUGCUAAAUUGUUAGGAAAUAUUAUUGGUGAGAGAUUCGAACAAGAGAAUAAGAAAGAAGUUAGUAUUUCAAUGACAGGAUUGGUUCAGCGGUUAUGUUUGGAUAAUAUUUCACAGGUAGUCUUAGGGUUUGAUUUUGCGACCUUAACCAGUGAUAAAUCGCCAUUACAUGACCAUUUGAUGCGUAUAAAGAAGCAGAUUUUUCACCCAUUUUUUCUAACUUUCCCAUUCUUCGACCAUUUACCAAUUCCAGCUAGGAGAAGGGGAUUUAAAGAUGUGGAACAAUUUCGUAAGCAGUUGGUAGAACAUGUAGAUGAUCAACUGGUGAAAAAUUAUAAGUUCGAACAGACCACAUUUGCCGCUAGUGACUUGAUUCGUGCCUACAACAAGGACCAUAUAAAUCGUAAACAAUUGACCGAUAAUAUUGUUAUCCUGCUAGUAGCAGGACACGAAAAUCCACAAUUGUUAUUAACCACUUCCUUAUAUUUAUUGGCCAAAUAUUCCCAAACAUGGCAGAGGAGAAUUAGAGAGGAAAUUAUGAAUGUAUUUGAUUCCAAAAAAUUAUUAGAAUCACCACUGUUAAACAGCUUUCUUUAUGAAGCAGUUAGGGUAUAUCCACCAUUGAAUACAAUUAUUAACAGAUGUACUUCAAAAACUUGUCUCUUGGGUACAAAUGUGGUUAUUCCAAAGGGAACCUACGUGGGAUAUAACAAUUUUGGUACGAAUCACGAUAAAACUUCUUGGGGACCUGAUGCAGAUGAAUUUAAACCUGAAAGAUGGGGAGAUGAUAUGGAAUCCAUUACAAAAAAUUGGAAGCAUGCAAAGAAUGCCUGUAAAGUCAGCAGUUUCCAUGGUGGACGUCGUGCAUGUCUUGGUGAGAAGUUGGCAUUAGCUGAAAUGAGAAUUACUAUAGCAGAAAUUUUGAGGAAUUAUGAAUGGACAUUGGCACCUGAAUGGGAUGAAAAAAUGACACCCGCGGGACCCUUGGCGCCAUUAAAUUUAAAGUUAAAUUUCAGAAAGGUAAAUGUAUAA